AUGCGACCCGAUACAUGGUCGACGGCGUUUCGCGUAGCUUUCGUCACGUUAAUGCUCACCAAUGCCGUGUACACGUCAAAAAAAGUAAGUCUUUUAACCAGUUUCUCAUCAAAAUAGAAAUCGUGUCACUUUAGAUGUCGAUUUCCGAGGCCCGCCAUUAAAAAGUUAAAAAUUAAAUUAAUUUAAAAUUUUGAAAUUGUAGAUUUUAACCUGUAAUUUUUAGUUUUAUCAAGUUAGGGCAUUCGAAAGACUAGGCUUUAAAAAUAACGAGUUUGUUUCAAACGAUACCACAUUAAUGUUAGGCAACAUCAAUUUGUAUUAUUUAAAUUCAAACAGAUUUUAUUUUUGUCAUAUUGAAAAAUACAAAAUAAAAAAAAAUUCAGGGAUCAACUAUAAUAUUAAUAUGAUGACAAUUGUUCUAUCGUACAAUAUAAUUUAAAAUUAUAUUAUUAACUUAACGUAGUUAGUUAACAGUAUGAUUAAUUGUUAACUAUUUGUUCAUUUGGCUCAGUUUCCUUAGCCUUGUAAAUAUGUUUAAUAAUCAUCACUCGUUACUAAACAUAAAUUAUAUAGUACAUGUAUUAUUAAACACUUUAAAUAAUAACAAUGACUUUAGAAUCAGUACAAUAUCAUUACAAUUUUAUAAUCGUGAAUAAGUACACAUUUUUAAAACGCGAUUUUUUUUCAUUUCAAAUUUUCAUCGCAAAUAAAACCGUGCUUUGUAUCAAUAAACCAUCUUUAUGGAUAGUUUAUUUAUAAUAUAAUAAAAUAAUAAUAAUACAUUUAUUGCAACAUCAACAAGUUUUUACAUCAAAAUUUCGUUCACGAGUACAAAAUUGCAGCACCCCUUCCCCUCCCCCGGUAAGCAAUGUUUGUGAUAGAGGAGCAGUUCUUAAGAAUAUAAAUAAGAGGACAAAUAUAAUAGAAUACAAUUUGGUAUGAAUAAAUAUAAAUAGUAUCUAAAGACAAAUAUAAAUCGCAUAAAUGGCCCGUAUCGAACAAUUUAUAUUGUAUAAUAUAUAAAUGGAAUAUCGAAAAUAUAUUUAUUUUUUUUUUCCAUUUUAUUAAUAAUUUAUUUUUGAUUCUGAGUGGAACUCGUUCCUUGGAAUGUAUUGGUAUUACAAUGAUGUUUAUUUUUUUUUAAUGUGAACAUUAUUUCUACCAAAGAACGCACUCCGAUUAUCAAGUAUAACACCUUUUCUGAAAGGAAAUUUUCUCUGGGUGGUACUAUAAAAAGGUAAUUUUUUGAAAUUCGCAUUAAUAUUCGAGAUAAUGAGGAAAUCCUCGGUCAAUGAAAGAUUGAAAGAUUAAAAAUAAGGUUCUCAUUGGCAACCGUUUUUAUUCAUUUUUCGUUAUUAUUAAGUUUUUAUUUUUAUUUUUUUCUAAACAAUCAUUAUUGUCAUGGAAAUGCACAUUGUUUUAAUCAUUUUAUCAUAAUAUGGCAUAAUACCAUAUAUUGUAUUGUUGACAUAGCAAAAUUAUCAACUGAACUCAGCUCAGAAUCGUUUUUUCGUUAUCAAUGGUUUAUCGUUGCUUACAGAUAUACAUUAAAUUUCCAUCUAUAGCCUACCUUCCCAACUUCCCAUCUAUAACAGUUGUUGUACCCACGUGUGAAGUAUGUUCCUUCUUUUUUAAUGUAUUUUUAUUUAAAAGAAAAAAAAACAAUGUAAACAAUGUAUACAAAUAUGGUAUAAAAAGUAAGUCUGAUGACCAAUUGACAAUGACACUUAAGAUUAGAAUAGGAAGGUUCCCAGCGGUGUCACCUGACAAGUUUAAGUUAAUAUUAUUAUUUUUUUUUGCAAUUCCCUAGAUCAUUGCCUUUUAGCCUUCGUGGGAUACGAGUAAUUGAAGAAAGUCUUUAAAUUAGCGGAUUGGAGAAUGCAAUUAAAAACUAUGAAUCGUUUAGGAGUUACAUGAUUAGGUACCUGCAUAAAAGGAUAAAGUUGUAAGUUUUAUGCAACUAAUCAAGAGUGAUGGGGUGUGUUAUUAAAAAUAGCAAUCGAUACUAUUAUUGAAGGAAAAGAUUAGUACUUGCACAGGUUAGUGUACAGUAUAAGGUUCUAAAAGAAUAGUUAAUUUUUCAAUAUAAUAUUAUUCUAUUCUAUUAUUAAUGAAAAAAAUAGCAUGCAUAAUACGGUAUAGAUAGGUCCUAAUAGGGUACAGAUUUAAACGCAAAGAACACGUUUUACUUUUAUUUUUUUAUUUUUAGUGCUUUUGCUUUUGACAAAUUCAUUACAAAUUCAUAAUUUUAUGCAUGUAACAAAUAAAUUAAAGGCAAAUUUAUUGGGAUUCUAAGCGGAGCGAGGAAUGUAUUGGUUUUACAAUGAUAUUUUUUCCUGUGAACAACUUUUCUACCAAACAUUUCGCUCCGAUUUUCAAUUUUAGCACUUACUCUGAAAGAAAUUUUAUCUGGGUGGUACUUUAGAGAGAAAAUGUUGUGAUUUUUAAAGCGGUUUUCUUAAUAAUUGGGAAAAACAGGAAAAACCGGUAAUAUUUACAAAAUUUAUUGUCUUCGAUUUUAUUUUUGUUGUGAUUCAAUUAAAAAUAUGUAUAGAGAUUUGAAAUUUAGAUAUAAAACAUAUGUUUGUAUUUUCUAGACGUAGCCAUUUUAGUCAUUUUUAAAGUGUUUAUAGACAUUUUAAUUGUGAAAAAGUUUUAAAAUAAAAUUUUAAAUGGUAAAUAUAAUAGUCUUUCAAAACAUGUAUAACUGAACCUCACUCCGAAUCGUUUUUCGUUUGCAACCGUUUAUCGUUGCUUACAGAUGUAAAUUAAAUAACUUUAUUUAUCCUACCUUCCCAACUUCCCACCUACAAUAGUAGCACAAUCGUCCCUUGUAUCAGAUCUUUGUUUUAUUUCAUUUUAUUUUAUUAUUUUUUUUUUUUUUUGGUGCUUUACGACAACACAAUACAAUACACCAAAUAAAUCAUUCAUGUAACAGAUGUUUCUAAAAUUAAACUCUUUUUGGAUUUAUUGCUAUUUUUCCUUUCUCGGGUCAUUGUAGAUUCAGAGCGUAGCGUAGCACCUUUUCUGAAAGGUAAUUUUCCCUCGUUGGUGCAUUGGGGAAGUUAUUUUUCGAUUUUUGUAUGGGUUUUUCAAAUAGUCCGAAAAAACCCAAAAAAUAAAAGUACAGGUAAAAUGGUAAACAUAAAUGGAGUACCGCGACGUUAUCGUUUUAAAAUUUUCAAAAUAUUUUAUCUAUUUUUGAGCUAAUUAUGGACAUUUUAAUUUUGCGAGUUUACAGGGAAAAUGUCUUUUGUUUCGAAAAAUGAAAUUGAGUGUAAUGUAGUAUUUCUUUUUCUUUUUGUAAGUUUUUAAAUCAAAUUUUGACGAAAAUUGUAAUUAUUACGGUCUUUCAACACCUGUGUAACCGAACUUCGCUCCGAAUCAUUUUUCGUUGUCAAUGGUUUAUCGUUGGUAACAGGUAUAAAUUAAAUAACUAUAUAUUCUACCUUCCCCAUUAUCAACCUAAAACAGAGGCCACUCAAGUCUCCAAUAUUAAUUAUUUUAUUUUUAAUUGAGUUAUUCGAUUUAAAGCUAUUUUUAAGGUAUUUUUUUUUUUUUAUCGUUUUUCAAUCUAGACCCGAUAUAAUUAAUCACUUAUAAUUAGUUUUUUUCUGUACAUGGGUAUUGAGAGCUUUUCGAACUCGCCAAAAUACACAUCAAAGCUUAAUUCAAGUAUUUAAGUGUACCUAUAGUCAUGCGAUUUUUUUAACACAAGACCCAAGAGAGCCCACAUGCAUAGCUCCAUCUUUAGAGAACAAAUCCACAAAAUAAAAUAAUGUAUCUAUACGAUAAUCCGAACCACGGUCUUUGUUCAAUUCAAUUAUACAAACAGCACGUGCAUACGCAUCGCAUGGAUUAAUUAGUUACCAAUACUGUUUAUUAUAAUAUCGACAAAAAAAAAUUGGAUAAUAGUUAAAUGUUAAUAUUAUUAUCAGUUUGAUAAUCACCAUUAGCAAGCUAAAAUAACUAUCAACAAAUCAUUGAAAUAUUAUGCAAAACUGAUCUUCAGUGGAAAUAAUUUUUUUAAUUGUUAUUUUUUCAAACAAUAGUUUUGCAAUAUGUAUCUGUAUCCAAUCGGGAUCUAAUUCAUAUAACUAAUAAUAGCUGCACCGCUGGAGCCAUAUCUCGUACGCAGCUUUGUUCUCGCAUAAUCGCGGACUUGCGCGACUUUGUUUACAUUAUUUUAGAACAUGGCGAACUGCAACGAAUUUGACAUUUUUUUCUAAAAGUCGAAGUGUAAACUGUUUCAGAAAACAAAAUCCUACAAACUGCGAUAAAACCGAAUAAGUACACUGUUUUGUAUUGUAGGGUUUUUUUUAUACUAUUUGUAGGUAACAAAAUAUGAAAUUUCAUUACAAACAAUAGUCCAUUAUUUAACACCAUAAGAUACCAAGAAAAAUAAUCAAGACUAAUAUUAAAAGUUAUACAUUUGUAACUGUCAUUGAUUUUAAACGAAAUGAGAUGGGAUUCAUAAGAUUAUAUACGCACUUUUGAUCAUACUUUAAUGAUAGAUGUCUGCAGUAGGAGUGCAUGUUCCGUACCUACAAUGUACUUAUAAAAGUUAAAAAGUUAAAUUUGUAUACAUUACAUAUAGGUAGUACCGACUUUGAUGUUUACCCGAAACGGUAAACAAUUAUUUGUAUUAAAUAGUUUUGAAUUUAAAAUGUAUUAUGAAACAAAAAAUAAAAAAAUAAAUACCUAAAAAACCAUGGAUAUUUUGUAAUACGAAGCGUAUAGCAAAAUUAUAACGGCAAUAAUAUUUCACAAGAAAAAUCAUAAUUGGUAAUUUUAUUUUAUAAUUUUAUAUUUUCAUAAAAACUUUAUGUAUUGGUACACUAUUUUUAGCAUAUUAUUAUUACAAAACAAUUUUUAUUAUAAAUAAUAUUUUUAACAAAAUUUUCGCAGUUAGUAUUAUGUACCUUUUCAGUUUCAUCGUAGUUUGUAUAAUUUUUUUUUUCUGUCGCAGUUGAUAUUCAUCCGCUAUUUCAUAUGGCAAGACAACGUGAUAGCCAUAUAAAAUUAACAGUUUCAAUUUCAUAAUUAUUAUUAUUAACUGAAAUACGGUACAAAUUACACUUAAAGGAUGAAAAUAAAAUUAAGAUAAGAUACGAUUUAAUACAAUCACCAUGCGCAAUAGACACAAUUAUUUUCUAAAUUAAUAACGGUUUUAAUAAAAUUAAUCACCCUGUGUAUAUCUAUAUAUUAAAUACGAACAUUUUGAAUAUGGAAUGAGUAUAGAUUAAGAGGUUAAGUUGUAAUGAGUAUUUGAUUAAGGUCCGGCUUAAGUGCUUUUUGGGAAACGGUAUACUUAAACGAUUACCCAAUAAUAUAAAAUUGUCAACAAAAUUAUAGGAAAAGGUUAACAUUGCAGGUAUUAAGGAGGCGUGAUACCCGCAUGUGUUGUUUCCGUCCUUCUAAACGUAUGCGGCAUAGGAAAUCUGCGUUCAGCAGGGACAUCAUUAUGCUGUUAGUUUUAAUAUUACAGUGAAUUGACCUUUUAUCAAACUUAAAAAUAGAAACCUUAUCUGUGCAAUGUUGGCAUUAUAUUUUUAAUUUUAAAGCAAGUUACAAGCAUUGUUAAAUUUUAAUAUUUUACGCCAUAUUUAUAACCCUCUUAAAAAUUAAAAUAUCGAAAAAAUACGGCAAACGUUACACAGAAUGUCCUUAUCUUCAGUUUUAUAAAAGGUCAUUUCACUGUAAUAUUUAAACUAAUAGCAUAACAUUGUCCCUACUGAACGUGAAUUCGCUGUAUCUUAUGUUCGGAACUUUGCAAGACGGAGACACCGCGUGCCGGUAUCACGUCCUAUUAAUUUUUUGUAAUAGUCUCUUUAUCUCAAUUUAUUAAAACCUAAAUAUUACAAUAUUUGAACAGUUAAAUAUGCGAUUUCAUUAUUUAUUUUUCGUGUGGAUUACGAAAAUUUGCAAUAUUCGCAAUUCUAGUUUUCAAUGCGAUAAAUUUGUGAUUGAGGAACUUGUAAAUCACAUAGUGGUCCGAUUUAAUAAUAUUAGUACCUAGUUCAAGUAAAUUGAAGUACGGGGUUUUGAAAUACGAUCGAGACGUUUGCUCGACUGCAGUGGUAGGUAAUUAUUCAAAAUAUUGAUAGUCAUACAAUUUGAGUUCAGAAAACCUGUAAUAAGAGAUUCAAUCGGGGAAAAUAGCUAUGGUAUUAAGAGUUAAGAAGGUAUAGAAAAGGAUUGAUUAGGUUUGUGACUUUGGUGAAUUUUAGUCGAUUUUGUGGUUAAUUGGAGGUUUGUUAUUGAGAUUAAAUUCAGUAAGUUUACGAUCGUGUUUAUUUGUUUUUGUUACUUAUUCAAUUAAUUUAUCGUCGAACAUUUUGAAAAUCAGCAAAACAAACGUAUUCCUGCGAUAACGUAAAACAAAUUAUUAUAAUAUAAUAUAUUAAUAUAUUACUUUAUUAUAUUUGACUAUGAUGAUUUUUAUUCGUCUUUCUUCAGCCUGUAAACAAUUUUCUAUCAGAAAUCUUGUUCCGAUUUUCAAGUGUAGCGUCUUUUAUGAAAAACCGGGAAAACACGCAUUAAAAACAAGAAAAUGUAAAUACUGCAAUAAUAAUCUAAUUAUUUUCAAUUUUGUUUUAGAUUUUGAGCGAUUAUCAGGAAUAUAUUGGUUUUACAAUGAUGUUUAUUAUUAUAUUUUUUUUUUUAUUGUAUGUGUACAAGUUUAUUUUAGUUUUCAUUUAGUUUUAUGUAAUUAAAUCUGUUUUAGCCAAACAGAAGUCCUCCAAAAUUUAACACGAACAUAUUAUAUGUAGUGUUAAAGUCGUUUUUUUAGACGUAUUUUAUAUUGUAAUAUAUUGAAAAAAAAACAUAACCAUCACGAUAUUUUAAAACACGUUUAUUCAAACAUCUCUUGGAAUUCGUUUUCACAAGCAAUGAUUUAUCUUUUCAUUCAGAAAUGCAAAUAACUCUAUAUGUUUCUUACCUUUCCAUUUUCCACCUACAACAGAGAACAGGUGCACAUCCGUCAGUAGUUUUAUUUUGUUUUAAUCUGUAUUCAAUAUUCAGUAUAGUAAUAUACGAGUAUCACACUCUAGAAUAGUUAAUUAAAUAGGAAAAAAAAAUGUAAAAAAAAAAAAAAAAACAUUUCUCGCCCGUAUGGUUUUUAGGCGUUGGUGCAAUAUUACGACUACGUUACUUCUCCAUCAAUUUCACACAGUCACUUUGUGUGUUACUAAAUGCAGUAUAAUUACAUACAGGUGUUAUGUAAUACAAUACAAAAAUAUAGCACAAAAUAAAAUACUGCAUGACACGGAAUAGCGAAAUUCAAUUAUAAGAUAAUAUAUUAGAUCUAGUAGUCUGAUCUAGUAAAUGAUAAUGUUAUAGUAAAUCUACAUAUUAUUUUCAAUUUUGAUACGUAUAAAUGUAAUCAGAGUAUUAUAUUGUUUGUCAUUAUCCUUAAUAUUUAAACAGCCAGCAAAAAUUGUUCAACGUUUAUGGCGUCAUAAUAUGUUAAUAAUAGUUGUUAUAAUAAUAACAAAAUUUUUUCGCUUCAAAAUAUAUAUCUUUUAAUAAUUUAAAUACUUAAAAAUAACUCCAAAAUAAUAAAAUUUUAAUCAUGUAUCAUAUUUCAGAUUCCGAGCGUAGCGAGGGAGCUAUUGGUUUUACUAAGACGUUUAUUUAUUAUUUUUUUUAGUCUGUGGACACGUUUUUUUUUAAUAAACUCGCUCCGAUUUAAAAGGGCAGUAACUUUUCUGAAAGCUCAAGUUGCCUAAAUUGUACUUUAAAUGUAUAUUUUUUGAUUUGCAACGCCAUUUUUUAAAUAAAAGCACUUAAGUGAGAAAAAACGUAUGAAAACGUACAAUUUCACGAUUUUAUUAUUUUAUAAAAACACGGACGGUAUUAUCUACCAGAAAUAAUUUAAUCAAAAAAUCACAAGAUACCUUUUUUAUUGCCUUUUUGAUUUACUUUCUUAAGGUAUCGUUGUCAAAACUUUUGAGCUACUUUUGGACUUUUAAGGAAUUUUAAUUUUUGGAAGUUUUUUUGCUGUAAUUCGGUUAUAAAUAUACUUAGACCCUUGAAACUUGGUAAUAAUACUUCUGUUGAACUUACUUAGACGUGAUACGAUUUUCAAAAUCAUCGACGACUUUUUUAUUAUUAAUAAGCGUUUUGAAAUCAAAUUUUGACGAAAAUCGUAAAUAUUACGGCCUUUCAAAAAACAUAUAUAACCGAACUUUGCUCUGAAUUUGUUUUCGUUAUCAUUGGCUUAUCAUCAUUUACAGGUAUAAAUUAAAUAACUAAAAAUAAAUUAGUUUGUAAUUAAUUUUAAUAAACUACAAUUGCUCGUAUUUUUAACAAAUUGUAUCAAAUAUUUAAACUUACAACGUUGAUGAAAAUAAUUUAUAAAAUACUUAUUCAUUUAAAGCAAACAAAUUUCAAAUAUAGAUAUAAAUAAUUAUUUAUAAAUAAUUUAUUUAUAUAUAAAAAUAUUUUCGUUUUUCAGAGGUUUUUUUUUCGAGGUUUUCUCGUCACUAAGAUAACGGAAAUGUUAAUAAAAUAUCGUCGUAUAUUUUUGUUUAUUUUUUGAAAAAUUUAAGCAUGAUUAUUUUUUAUCGGCUAUUAACUUUGGUUUGGAUUCUUUUUGUCGUUAUACAUGAUUACAUAAGUUCUGACAAAGCUACUUAUGUGUGUGAUUCAGUAAUUAACAAUAUAGAAAUAAUAAAACAAAUAAAAAAACACCGUUUAAUUUAUGCGCGAACCAAACUGUGACAUUAAAUGACAUUAAAUGUCAUAAUACAGCAAGGGCAUCGCACAGCUAUAAUAUAAUGUAUUGUAUUAAAAUAGCCGAGUGUAUUCUUUUCAAAUAUUAACUCAGUUAAACAUUAGUAAACAGUUAUAUACAUAAUGCAUAUUGAAAUAAACAAAAAAAUUAUACAUUCGUGUGGUAAAGAGGUGGUGUCAUUUUUUUUCCGUUUCAAUUAUUAGUAAGUAUAUUUGUGUGUUUUUUUACGAGGCACGAAAAGUUUCGAACAACAUUUUGAAUAGAAAAAUAAAACACGGCUUUACGGUUGCUUAAAGCAAAGUAGCGGAAGAACGAUAAAUAGGAAUGGUAAAAUAAAAACAGUAUAGGUGAUUAGGUGAUACACUUAUUAUUAUUAUCGUUUUAUCAUCGUCGACUAGCCCGCGUAAUAAUUUUUUUUUUUUCUGUGCGACGUUGCCCCGGGCGCUUUUCGAUACGGAUAUCUGAUUAGAGGACAGCAGCAUAUCUAGGAAGUAAUUUUGUUCAUCAGUCACCACCGUUGUCGUAGAAUUAUAAUUUUUGGCAUCACUUGCUUUCUACUGAAUUAUUAUUAUCGUGAGCGGCGGUAUGUUUGCACGGUAGUCCACGUAAUAAUAAUGUAGCGACAAUAAUGUGCAUCAUCAUUUUAACGUGAUCUCCAUGACCACACCACAAACCAGAGUAAAUCUCAAUGGUAAAUAAUUAAUUAACUAUAUACACCAUAUUUCAUUUGUGUAUAUACUAAAAAAAAGAAAAGUGUAUGCAGCUGUACCGUGUUGAAUGAACGCGUAUCUUUUAUUUCGAUUCGUUUGGAAUGUAUAAUUCUUGUUAUAGUUAUUAAGGAGAAACAUGUUUAUAUAUAUAUAUAAAAGGGGUAUUUACGUUUUUUAUAUUUUAAUAAUAUUCAAAAAUUGAACAGUUGCGAAGUUAUACAGUCUUAUUCUCGGUGAGACACUCAUUAUCUCGAUCUUUUUUUCGGAUUUUUUUUUUUUUUGACCGCUUGGAAACGAAUAGCUCUAAAAUGCCAUUAAUGACACCCUUAUUCGAUGAGACCAUUAUCCAUUUUUGAUUUUCAAAUAAAAAUUUGUAUUAAAUAUUGUCGAAAUAGAUGGAGAUUAAGUUUAAAAUUUAAAUACAUUUCGGUGUAAAGAUGAAAAUCUCAACAGCUUAUUUUUUUAUUUCUCAUUCCUGACUUUCAGAAACCUUCGUGAACUCUGUCCGUCUGCCUUUAUCUUAGCCAUCCCAUGGACCGUGUUUUUUACGUAAUUCUUAUUUAAGGCUAAUAUUUUUAUUUACAUAAGACUAUUGACACUAGAUAAUAAAUAUUAUACAAUCGAGGCUGGUACAUAGAGUAAUAAAAUUGUUGAACCACGGCUAUAGAUAUAAAUGGUUGCGCUACGGUCUUCAGCGCACUCGGAUUCGUACCCCCAUUGGGUGACUUCUGGAUCCACUACUGAUCCAAUUGGAUCUUCUGAUCUCCACGAAUACUCUCAAAUUAUUCCACUGUUCUUCAAGACUCAAACUAUACAAACUUUGUUAUAUAGGUUUUUAAUUAAUUUGUCUGUUCUUAUUUCACAUUAUCCUUAAUUAUUUCUUUUAGUUUUAAUACUUCGAGUAAAUUUUGUCCUCAGCAAAAACGUCAGUUGUUCCGUGAACAUUUGUUGCCAUACUUUGGUGGUAAAAUACCAGACUCCGCAUUCCUAGCCGACCGUUUAUCGCUAAAUAUGUUAAACAAAGAAGGGAUAUCCGUGCCUGACGGAGUUCUAUUCGAAACCAGGCCCAAAGAAUCGUUUUACCAAAGUUCGCGAAACGACCCGGAACUAUCGAACUCAAUAGUCAAAAUGGUGCACACGUCUGACGGAAGGUUAGCUAAAUUUUAGAUAUCACGUAUUGUAGCGAGUGGGAUAGGCAUUCUGUACACGAACACGGUUUAUUUUUAUAUUCAUAUACAACGUGUUGUAGGUUCGUCCCUUCGGAAGGCCAGCAUAGUGAGACUGACAACGAAGUGGAGACUACGUACAAAAUCCUGCUACCCGAGAACGUCCAGAAUUAUCAGCUACCAAAGUUCAGGCCCAUACCUGAACCGCUGCAGCUGCCAGUCCGGCCACAACUAUAUGAAAACGCUUUGCCAGUGACUCCGGUUAGGGGGCAAUUUGGUGCUCCUUUCUUCAGCAUGCCUCAGGUAAAUCAUCUGUAAAAAUAAAAUCUUCGAUAGUGAAUAUUAUCCUAUACGUAUUCAAAGAUAUUUAAUUUAUCUUCCAUCGCAUUAUUUGUUUUAUUUAGCGAUACGUUUAACAAUAUGGUAGUAUAAGGUUUACGAUUUUCUAAUUUUACACCAAUUAUAAUCAUUUGGCUUGGCUUUUCUUGCCUUAUCGAAAGAGCCUUCAUAAUAUAUUUUUUGUUUUGUUUUUUUUUUAUAUUAAAAUACUUAAGUAUCCAUCAUUAUUUCCUAACAUACGAAAUUUUGUAAUUUUUAAAAUUACUCGACUAUUCCAAUUCUCAUACUUUAUUACAAACUAUAGUAUUCCUAAUGCAAUAAGUAACUUACUUAACAUUGAAUAGGCAAUAUUUUUUUACAAAUUACGUCUCAAUUAAAAUCGUAAAAUUUAUUAUGAGUAAUAGUAUACACGUAUUAUUACGGUGGAUAACAAAUACUAUAUUCUUUAUCUUACAGUGGUGAAUCCAGACCAGAGUUUUUAUACUAUUUUAUUGAGGGGGGAAAAUUAUUUACUACAAGAAAUCGGGUAUAAAUUUUAAACAAUUAAAUCACUAUAAAAUAAUAUUAAACUAUAGUAUUUGUGGACUUGUGGAGAGGGACAAUUGCUCCUUGCACAAUUUUCCACCUUUGUAUCUGCCACUGGUAUCUUAUAAUCUCUCAUUCCUAAUGCUUUGGACGUAAAGUUUAGGAAACUCUAAAAUGCCUAUGAAUCUUAGUAGGUUAAAGUAUACCCGAAAUUGUGGAAGAAUAUGAGUUGAAUGACUGAUGUUUUUCUUUUAAUAAAACACGAUACAUUCAAAUGUUAAAAACACCGUACAAUACAAAGUAUAUUUUGCAAUAUUGCACCAAUCUCUAACACCGCAUUUAAUUCUCCUAGACUUUCCUGUUCUUGGUACUUAUACCUCUACGUCAAUCGAAUAAACUAACAUUUUUAUGUAUAUUUUUUUUAGUAAAUAUCCAAUAUUAUAAUAAUAUAACGUCAGUAUAAUAUACGGUUUUAGGAAACAAACGAAUUACACGUUCGACGUUCAACUAUGCGAUAUUGUCUAACGAAUACAUAAAUUCUGGUAAAUUAUUAUACCUAGUAACCUAGCGAAUAAUUUGAUUAAAACAAUAAAUGUUUUAAAUUUUAAAGCGAAUUCGUCUAUAUAAAGAGUGAUCAAACCUUGAUAAUUGACUCAUAAUUUCAAAAAGUAUUAACUGUUUUUAGAAUUUUUUUUUAGAUAAUAUGAAACAAUCAACUAUAAAAUAUUGCAUGGCCGUUAUUUGUUAUGAAUUUUUUUUUUGAGAGGUAAAACCACUACCGAUUUUUAAUUUUAAAAAAUCAACACGUAUUAAAAAUUCUAUAGUUAGAUGAAAAUUAAGUUUAAAUACAAUUUGCUAUUAAGAUUUCCAAUUUUCGUCAACGGCGUUUAAAUAAUGCUCCUUAAAGUCUCUAAAAAAAAGGAGAAUAUAAAAAAAAAAGUUAAAACUUCCCGAGAUUAGAUAAUAAUAAUUUAUAAUCCUUUUAUCAAGGAUUGAUCACCCUGUAUAAAGUCUUAUUAGUGUUCUCGGAUAGUUGUCUAAAAAUUCAAACAUUGUAACGAACUAUGAUAUUAUGAUACACUAUAAUAAUUGUUUUUCGAUACUAAUAAUAAGUAUCGCAUAAGUAUAAUUAUAGCAAUAAAACAACAUUAUUGUACAUUUGUAUACAUAUUGAGCACAUACUUGUAUAAUAAUAAUAUAUUACGUAUGUAAAUGUGAUAAUAUUUUAAAUUAAAAAUAUUAAUUGAUAUUGAUGUUGCAUUUUUAAUUUAAUUAUUCCUAUAUUUUAUGCAAAUGUAAUCCAAUGUUCGGAAAACAAAAUGUUUGACUAAACAACAUCUGUACCUACAAUAUAAUGUUAUAUGAAAAUAAAUAACAAUAAAAAAAGACAGACAUACUUCGCGUAAUGGGUGAGCCACUGUAGUAGGUGAGAAAUUGGGGAGGUAGGAUAUUAAGAGGAAUUUAAUGUGUAUCUGUACUCAAAUAUUAAUUAUUGCUAAUGAAAUACGAUUAUGAAUGAAGUUCGGUUAUUGGUACAUGUUUUGAAAGUUCUUAAUAUUUACGAUUUUCGUUAACAUUUUAUAUUAAAAUUUUUAUGAAAAAAUUCCAAAUUAAACUAAAUUGUUUAAAUUUCAAUCAUUUUUGUUUGGUCUAACAAUUUUAUUCACAGAGUACAUACCGAACAAAAAUUAAGUGAAAAACUCGUGAAAUUAAAAUGCCUAUAAAUACAUUAAAAAUGACUCAAAUGUUUUGAAAAUUUGACCACGUCUAAAAAAUGCAAAUAUAAGUUUUUCUAUUUUUAUUUUAAGUCUCUAAUAAUAUUUUUAAUUGAAUCACAAUAAAAACAAAAUUAAAAAUAAUACAUUUCAUAAAUUAAUUCCCGUUGUUCUUACGUUUUUUUACAGUUUUUCUUAAUUCCUAUGAAAAUUGCUUUAAUAAUCGAAAAAACUAUAUCAUUAAAGUACCACCUAAAUAAAAUUUUCUUUUAGUAAAAGUGCUAUACUUGAAAAUCGGAGCAAGAUUUCUGGUAAAAAAAUUGUUUACUGAUAAAAAAUAAAUUUUAAAAUUAAAUCAUUGUAAAACAAAUAUAUUCCUCUCUUCGAUCAGAAUCUAAAAUACCAUUGAUAGGCAACUGACCUACAGUUGUAGGUGGGAGGAUAGGAUAUAGGAUUAUUUUAUUUAUAAACUCAACGCAACGACGAAUUAUUAAAAACAAAGUGGAGCUAAGUUAACUGAUUGCCAUUAAAAUCAUAAAACUCAUUUGCAAUGUACAAAAAAAAGUUCGGAAUUGAAUUCUUGUAUGGAAAUUUGAAUUAAAAAAUUUUACUUCGUAUAUCGUAAAACACGGACACCAAAUCUGUCCACCUAUUUUUAAAACGUUUUAUUAAAUAAAGAAAUGGAAAAAUGAUUUUUCCACGCUAUAGAUUUUUUACAAAACCGAUGUAUCGUCAUAUUUUGAUUUUAGUUUUUAACCUUUUGAAGAAAAAAUAUUGAGAAUAUAGAAGGAUGUUUCAAAUAAUCUACCCCAUACUUUUACACGCCAUCUUUAUAAAUAUUAUAAUAUGAGAUCUUUCUCACUCAACUUAAAAUCUGAAAAUUAAUUCAUGCCAAACCUAUUGGCACAUAAUUAAUAAAAAUAAAAAUGGGCUUGAUAAUUUUUUUGUUGUUCCGAAAAAAUUACUCUAUCACCCAUACUAUUAUAAUUAUUAAUAUACUUAUUAAUUCGAUAACUAUUAGAUUUGUACAAGUAUUGCACUAUUCUUAAACUCAGAAAAUAAAUGAAAAGACUUAAAAGUUAUAACAUUUUUAAGAUAUAUUAUAAUAAAAACUAAAAAUAAUAAUACUAGGAUAAAUGAUAAAAAAAAUGUUUACUUUCUUGAACAAUUUAAAAAAAAAAAAAAAAACCAAUUCUCAAUAAAAGUAAAACGAAAUAUAUAUAUAUGUACAGGUGGUGUUUUAGGAAAAUGUCCCAACAAUCCAUAAAAUAAAUAAUAAAAAAAAUAUGUUUAAACGUUCUAAAAUGAUUUACCCGGAAACUUGACUGGUUGUACACGAGUAGGUAUAAGUACGCAUAAAUAAAACUAACUAGAAUAAUUUUCGUUUCGUUUCGCUAUACUUCCGGAAUUUUUUUCGGUUUAUUUAUUUUUUUUCGGUGAAAUUCUCUCAUAUAUUUUAUUAUAAUAAGACAAGUAUUCAUAAUAGACUCUUUGUGUAAUUUGUUUUUUAUUUACAUUGGUAUGCUAUGUAGUGAAGUCAAAUAUAUAGAGUUUAUUUGAAAAGUUUACCGAAAAAAUUCUUAUUUUUUUUUAUUUUUAUAACUAAUAUUUAAUUUUAAAAUAUGUGAAAACAUCGUUUAAAUUAUUAAAAUCGAUUUUCAAAUGUUUUUUUUUUUUUUAUGAUAACGACAGUAGCCAAUGACUUGGUAUGUAAUCAUUGUUAUCAAUUGACUUGAUAAUAUGACGCGCCGCCGUGUCGGAUUGACGGUGCACCAUCAAAUAGCAGUUACUUUACGCGGUUUAUUUAGCCGUUUAUGGUGAACCGUCGCAUUGAAUAAUUUCCAAAAAUCGUCUUGAAAAAUUCACACGUUGUCGAUACGUUUCAAAAUUGAAUUGAAACGUGUAAAAAACACGACUUUACAAUGCAACUAUUUGAGUUAAUUAGAUUACUUGGACAUUAUCGACGGAUUUAAUUUCCAGGCUAACAACAAAUUGAUCACGAAGUCUCUAUUAUAUCAUUAUAUUUUGUAAUAGACAAUUAAAAUGAUAUUGCCUUGUUGUCGAGUAACGUUUUGAUCGAAUAGGUAUAAUGUAAUAUUAUUAUCGAAUAACAACACCGUCACCGGACGAAAUAUCACAAUAAUACGGGGCGCGCGCUCGCUGCUUUGAUAAUAGAUAUCAACUAGAUACACAACAGUUUUCACUUAUUGUGUCGCGGCGUGUUUGCUCUACAGCAUCUCAACGGCGACGUCCUUGUCGUAUAAUAAUAAUAGGCGAUAUCAUUAAUAAUAAUACAUCGGGGCCGCGUGACGCGAAACAAUUGUUACGAAAACGGUAUAUAGGUAUUGUACGCGAUACAUAUCCUGUAUUUUCUAUGUUGGUUUGGUUUGUCAGCUGCCAAAAUAAUACACAGGUAACAUCAACGCAUAAUACCAAAAAUGUCUCGUGCGAUUAAACUGGCCAAUUCGUUUUCCGAACGAAAGAUAACAUUAAUACAAUAACGAUAUUGUGUGUUACGUUAAACGAGAUAAAAAAAACCUAACAACCAUAUGUAAUCAUAUUAUGUAGCUUACUGUGUCUUGUGUUCGAAAAUCAUGAGCUCGUACGUCAAUAAGUGUUUAUCUAUAUACGAACGAUCGAACGUACCAAUACGAAUGAAUGUAAAGAAAUUAUUAUUCCAGAAUAAAAUCCGCCGAUUCCUACGUACUAAAUUACAUAAUGUGAUGAAAAUAAUUGUAAGAAAAAAAAAAAAAAAACAACAACAACAUAAUAUCAAACACAGAAUUUGCUGUGAAUUUGUCACGGACACGUUCGGAUCGACGUAGAUACGUCAAAACGUACUAACAGACGGACAGACAAAACAAAUAAUAUUAGCACGUAAAAUCUAUAAAGAUAAAUAAGGCAUACAAACCGCACACAAUAUAGUAUGACUGCUGUGAGCAGAUUAUAUUUUUAUACCCAAUAAUAUACUACACUAUUAUUAAACUGUCAUUUGGGAUUUGUCAGCGAAAUGAAAUUGAGUAAUGAUGUUGCGAACACGUGAUUCGUGCGGUUUUCGUUUUUCAGUGGCGUAGAUACUCAAGGAACGGAGGCGGUGAUGUUGAUGGUACAUCGCCGCGCAAAAAAGUAGCAGAAGUUAUCUUCUAUAGACGAUACACAAAAAAAAAAAAGAAGCCGAUACUGAGGAUAGGAGCGGCUACUGUUGUAGGUGAGAAUUUUGAAGGGUAGGAGACCCUUAAGGUUAUUUCAUUUGUAUCUGUAAGCAACGAUAAACCAUUGCUUGACAAAAGACGAUUCCGAUCCCAGUUAGGUAAUACAUAAUUUGAACCACGUCUCGGCAAGUAUUCUUACCAAGUUUCAAGUUUCUACGUGUAUUUAAAACCGAAAAACAGCAAAAAACUCCCAAAAAUUAAAAUUCUUUAAAAGCUCAAAAGUGGCUCAAAAUUUUUGUCGAUGAUACCGUAAGAAAGUAAAUUAAAAAGGCAACAAAAAAUGCGUCUUGUGAUUUUUUUUUGAUUAAAUUAUUUCUAGUAGAAAACGCUCUCUGUGUUUUUAUAAAUAAUGAAAUCGUGAAAUCGUACGUUUUCCUACGUUUUUUUCUCAUUUAAGUGCUUUUGUUUAAAAAAUGGCAUUGAAAAUCAAAAAAUAUACGUUUAAUGUGCAAUUUAGACAACUUGAGCUUUCAGAAAGGUUGCUGCACUUAUACAUCGGAGCAAAUUUACUAGGAAAAAGCGCGUCCACAGACUAGAAAUAAAAAUAAAUAAACAUCUUAGUAAAACCAAUAGUUCCUAGCUACGCUCGGAAUCUAAAAUAUCCAGUAGUAAUAAAUAUAGUUACGCAUUCUUUCUCGAUAUUUCUAAAAAAAUAUAUAUCAAGCUCCCCCAUCCCAUAAAAAAAGAUAUCUCCUAUUUAUGCAAGUGUUUCGAACAUAGGUAAAUCAUUAGAUCUCAUGAUUUUCGAACACAUGAAAAACAAAAAGGAAAUCGGUUUCACGUCAGUGUAGGUCAGUGUAGGUACAUGAUUUUUCUAUCGGGUGCCACGAAUAAUUACCUGCCGGACCUGAUCGAGUUAUCUGUAAAUUGAUUAAAUGAUCCGAUUUUUUUUUUUUUUUUUUUGAACGGAUAUAAAUAUUAUAUCAGAUACUUGUCCUAUAAGCCGAAAAACAAAAAAAUAAUAAAAACUCGAUUUGUUUUAUGUCACCGUAUAUUACACUUAGGUAUGUUAUCUAAUUCGUCCGUUUAGAAUGAUCGCAUAUGUUUUAUUCGUAUCGCAUUAAUAACGGAUAGCGCGGUACGCAAAAAAAAAAAAAAAAAUAUGUACCUACCGAAGUAAAAAAUGUAUAUAAACGGCUAGGAAAAAAAAAACCCCCAUAGCAAAUAUCAGUCUUUUUCGCUACACAUUAAUAAUAGUAUGCGGGAUUGAUUUGAACUUUUUUUUUUUUUUAAUAUGUAAGCCACGCGUUACAAAAUUAUUAUAUUGCCAUUGUUGUAAUCACACGUCACGCGAAAUAAAUUAAAAACUAAAUAUUUUCAAGUCAAUCAUUCCGAAUAAUACAAACGUAUCGUUGAACAUCCGAGUGCGAGAAUUUUAAGUGUUUCGUCGUUAUAUUAUUAAAAUAUGUUCAAUGUAUUUACUGUACUAGGACUACGUCAUAUUUUCCCCGGCACUCGUAUAAAACUGUAAUUGAAGCGCUCAUCUGCAAAAAACAAGCAUCCAUCAAAGGGACGUAUUUUCUUUUUAUCCAAAAUUUGGUUAAACCAUACAGAAAUUAUUUUCUCUGUGUCUAUGGUAGACGACUUUGCAUUAUUUUCGCGCUAAAUUAUGUAACAUUUAUUUUGCUUUACUCGAAACAACAAAAAGCCAUUUUAGGCUUCUCUUGUUGUUACACCGAACCUUCAAAUUAAUUAGAGAAUAUGAUACAAUAUAAAAAUAAAAUAUUUCACGGAUUUGAAAAUUUGUAUGUAAUAAUUUAAGGAGAAUGUAUAUUGUAGGGCUCGUGAAGACCUUCGCGUUAAAAUUAUCCCUUACGAACGCGCAUUUCCGAACUAGAUGCGUAUCCUGUGUGCACGAGUUUCUUUAGUUGAAAAAUGGAACACGAAUUUUUCGACACGGAAGUAUUUAUUGAUGAAAUUUAUUAAUUCUAUUUACUACGAACGGAAGCUCAAUAUUAUAGCGUUGUAUUCUUGUAUUCUUUUAUGUGCAGUUUCCUAUAUUUUAAAAUUGCAUAUUUUAACGUUAAAUUUCGAUUUGUUUAAACGCAUUAUCUUUAUUCCUUGUCGGUAAAUACUAAAUAUACGAGUAUGUUAAGGAUAUCCAGUCUAUAUGAUAACCAAUGUUAAGGCGUUGCCGUAAUAUUUUGUCUACAUUCAUUAUUGAAAAUACAUUUUUUUUUUUUUUUAAAUUCCAAAUUAUUCGAAACAUAAAAUAAAUAAUAACAAGUACCGGUAUGGUUCUUAUUGAGAUCAAGGUUGUUUUCCUGUUCAUAUAGCGGUAUUCAUAUACUAUAAAACAUUAUAUGAUAAGGUAAUAAAUCCAAAUAAAUUAAGAAAAAAAAAUUCAAUAUUUCGUAGUGUUGUGAAAUAUUUCACAAUUCAAACGGUUCGAAACACAGUGGUAAUAAGAAGAAAAAAAAAAUAUAUAGAUAAACAAAAUAAUGACAUCUCGAUGCCGAGAUUGUACUAAAUUAUUGUAAUAUAAUAAUACGUGAAAUCUCCUACAGUAUUAUACUUAAUUACCUAAUUAAAAUCGAACAAUUGUGGGGUAUUUUUUGUUAUAUUUUCUCGGCCCGAAAGUGAAGAAAUUAAAAUUGCAUAGAUGCUGUUUUCUAAAAUCGUUAAGUUAACGGGUGUCUCACUAGAAAAAAAAAAAAAAUGUUUCACGGUCAAGGACCGAAGUAUACAAUAAAUAUUGUGUAUUAUAAUCUACACCGUUUAAAAAAGUAAUCCUUUUGUUUUUCGUAUCCGUAUCUAAUAGAUUCCGGACAAUGAGUCAUUGUGUCUUUCGAAUAAUAUUUUUUGUAAAUUUACGCACGGACACUUAAAAAAAAAGGAUAACUGUGUAAUAUAUUCGUAUUAAUUAAUAUUGUAAUUUCAGUUUAGGCAAACGAAAAACUGCUGGCACGGUCAUUAUAUUAACAAGGAAUAUUAUUUAUUAACACGGUUACCGCGGUCGUUGUUUCUCAAACCGUGCAGUUAACUAUCUUUACUUUUUAGUUAAUAUUCGUAAUAUAGUGUAGUUCAAUUUUAGAGGAGAAACUUCUGGAGCACAAUGAUUAAUUUUUAAACAAAACUUGAAUUAUCUCGCAUUAGCCACAACAAUCACAACAGCACAACACUGCGGUUUUAGAAGAUAAGGUAUAGCAACAUAUGAAUCUCCUCUGUAUUAAUUAUGUUUAUUUUUUUAAUUUAAUGGUGUUCAACAUUUAAACAAAUUUAGACAGAAUUUUAUGAACAUGUGAACAAAAUCUAAAUAAAAUAUAAUUAUAAUAAAAUGAUGUAUUCAAAUUAAUUAAAUUUAUAAUUUUUAAACUUAAUCUCAAAGAGCAAUACAGUAGUAAUAAGUACAACAUUAAACAAAUAUUAUUAAAGAAAAUAUACAUUGCCUAUUUAGUUGUUAUAUAUGUCGUAUUGUGACAUAUAUAUUGUAGACAAUGCAUCACUAUUAACUGAACUAUGCUCAGAAUCGUAUUUUCAGAAGCAAUGGUUAAAUGCUGCUUACAGAACUACAUUAAAUUUCCAUCUGUAUCCUACCUUUCCAACUUCACUUACGACAGUGGCUGCAUCCGUCCCUAUUAUCCUAGGACAGCUUUUUAGUAUUACUCUUUUAUCAAUACAAAAUUCAUUUCAAUGGUGAAAACGUUUUUUUUUUUUUUUGGAAAUUUCCAAAUUUCCGGCGGACAAAAAUUUCUAUACGGAAUGAUCAAUAUCUUAUAUGGCAGUCAUUGUCUCGGAAAGUAUUUUAACUGUUUUCAAAAUGUCUCCGGACAAUUUAUGUUUUCAAAAUUCUAUACUUUUAUCGUAAACAAUUUUCGUACAGAAAUAUUUAAAUCGUCAAGCCAUUUGACGAUUUAGAUGAGAUUUACAUGAGAUUUUUCUAUUUUCGAGUUUGUCGUUUUGUGGGUGCAGGCUAAUAAUGUAGCACCAUUGUUUUAGCGCUGCGGCACGUGGCAUUUGAAUAUACUCUCCCCCAACCUAGAAAACGAUAAGCUUAAAAGUGAAAUAUCUAGUCAUUGGUUUGACGAAAAUUAAAUAUUUCAAUGCAAAAUGUAAAAACUGUAUCUACCUAUUUAUUGAAUUUAUAAUAAAGUUUAUCAUUUUAAAAUCAAUGAUAUGUUAAUGACAAGUUUCAUCUCCAAACAUCUGGGUUAUAAAAAAAAAACAGGGUAAUGUAUUAUUUUAGCAUGUUAAUUAAAUUAUCCGAAAAAAAUUUAUGAUUUUCAAUAAGUGUCUUAUUUAUCUUUCUGUACAAUCCAGGAUAAACUGAACUCGAAUUAUCGCAAACAGUUACAAACCAUUUUUGACGGAUUUACACGUAUGAUGCGACUUUUCAUCGUUGUUCAUUAAGCACAACACUUGAAUUAUUAUCAAAAUUACCGGAUACAAUUGAUGAAAGGAAUCGGUAUAUAUAGCUGAUCUAAAUGGGAAUACUUUGCGUUUUUUUUUUUUUUCUGAAACGGAAAAUUGAACUAAUUAUUUUGUUUUAUACACACCGUUCUGUUUGUAAAAUAGAUUAUGUCCACCUACUAAGUACCUUAUACCUGGUGUACCUUACAUGUCAUAUCUCUAAUAAGAUGAGUCGACUUAGCCAAUGCGGUUAUUUCAAACGAUCAUAGAUUUAAACGAGUUGUUUAACCGUGUCGUGCGGUAUUGUUAAAUACCUAGUUUUUCUAGUUUGAAAAAAAAUUAAAAGUUGCCGAAAAAAAUGAGCUGAUAAUGAUCAUAGAUAUACCGCUGUUUCAGGCGAGAGGUUGGGAAGGUAGGACACAUAUGGUAAUUUAAUUUAUAGAUUGUACGGAACGAUAGAUGAUUGUAAGUAAAAUAUGAUUCUGAAUGGAGUUCAUUUAAACGUAUUUUGAAAAGUCGUGAAUUUUAUCGUCAAAAUAAAAAAUGACUAUAAAUAGCUAAAAAGAAACGCUAGAAUGUUUGAGAAAUACGUAAAUAAAUAAAUUGAACAUAUUUAGAAAAAGUUAAGAAAAAUAUUCUGCGAAAACUUCAAUUAUACACGUUUAUUUUUAAUCGAAUCGCGAUAAAAAAAAAAAAAAACAAAAAUCGAAAAUAACGGAACUCGUUAUUGUGUAAAUCAUCUCGUUAUUUUUUUUUUUUCAAGUUUUUUCGCGAUUUGUCCAAUUGUACAGAAAACUGCUAAGAAAACCAAUAUGGAUAUUGACACGACGUGCCGUCAGAAAAGACUUUACACUCGGAAAUCUGAGCAAUAUUUCCGGUAGAAAAAUAGAUCGCAGACAGGAGGAAAAACGCACGUCGUACAGUAAAACCAAUACGUUCCUCCUCGCUGUGCUCAGAAUCCUAAGUUUUUUUUUUUAAAUCCGUUUAAAUUCCGAGAGUAGCCCUGCGCCUCAAGUACAACGAUAGUAUUUUCAUAUUUCGAACGUUUUUUUUCAGAUUUGGUAUAGCGAUUGCGCGUUCGCGGCGACGCGCAAUCGACCGUACAACAACAAUAUCUUACUGCGAAACGCGGAAUAUUGGUUGCCCGCAAACGACAUAAUGUAAAUAGAACCGCACGACGAUUCCCGCGGAAAGUGUACCGGGAUUAGUUUCCGUGCGCACAUGGAGUCGAUUUUCGAACUCACGGUGUUUAUAUUAGAUUAUUAAAACCGCUGCGGCGAAAGCCCGGCACGGCUGCAAUAUCGAUACGCGGGUACCUAUGCAAAUAACACAACUUUAUAUUGGGAACGACGGUCGCGAGAUUGCGUGCGAUCUCGUAAGGAAUAUUGUUACGGCCGUACGCCGCACUUCGGAACUGUACGCGUUUCGCUCCGUAAGUUCGACUCGCACGUCCGGAUUUUUCACCAAAUUUGAAAUUAAACGAAACGACGCGAUAUUACACCGCGAUUGGGGCUGCGGCCGGUAAAAUGCGUGUACGUAGUUUGUACGAUUGGCACGAAGAACGCCGACGGACUGGCGGAAAAUAUUAGAUAUUAACGUAUUUAGCGAAAGCGCGUGAUUAUUCGCAAAACACGAACACGACCGAUGGCGAACUUGUAUUCAAAUACGUAAAGCUUGUCAUUCGAAAAUAUUUUUUUUUUUUUUUAAUUCUGCACGUGACUAGGAAUGUAUCGGUUUUACAACUUUUCUACGAGAUAUUCGGCACCAAUCACAAAAUCUAAAAAAAUCUUUUUUUUUUUUUUUUUUAUUUUGAAUCUAGUUGAUGUAUUGAAAGGUCGGCUUUUCAUUUUCCGAGAAGUUUUCAUAAUCGUUGGAAAAAAAAAACAUAGGGAAAAUUGAAAAAUUUACGGCAUAACGGUUCAAUUAUUUUUAAUUUGGUUUUUUUUUCUUUUGUAAUUUUCAAAUAAUACUUAGGCAUAUUAGCCAUUUUUUAGACACGAUAUAAUUUCCAAACAUUCUGGAGAUUUUUGAGCUAUUUUUAGACAUUCGUCAUUUUCGAGUUAACAGUGAUUUUUAUUAUGCACAUAUAUAAAUCAAAUUACCCUAUGCAUCUUACUUUCCCACAAUACAGGCCACAAUAGUCAUGUACGAAUAGUAAAUACUAUUAGCUCGUUUUUAUUUUUAAAUCAUACCUUUUAUAUUUUUCCACGAUAGUGUAUCAAUAUUUUCGCUUUGUUAUAGCUACUGCUUUGACAUAACGUUUUCGAUAAUACGCCGAUGCUUACCCAGUUCGACAAUAGAAACGAAUUUGUUCAGAUAAAUUGAAAAUUGAAUUCCGUUCAUAUUAUUAUAUUAUCUAUAUUUUUAAUAUUACGUUGACCAUUUGUCGAUUGCCGGAUGUAAACGAUCAUCGAAAUCCAUAAUGUCAUACUCGCUCUGACGUUUUUAGUUUAAAAACAACGAAUCGCUCUGUUGGUUUAGCGUUUAUAAAGAGGAAAAAAAUGGGAACAUUGAAUACAAAUCACGUAUGCAGUUUAUUUUAAAUAACUGUAGUUGCAUCGUAAGAAAUUAUGAUAAUAUCUUUUACACGGCAAACCUCCUAUGACGAUAAUCACUUCCUGUCUCGACAAUCCUGAUUUAUCGGGAAAACUAAUAGUAUUCUUAAGGUUAGGUUAUGGUAUAAUAAUAUAAUAUUAUGAUGAUGCUUUGUUAAUCUCAAGAAAAAAAACUACGCGAGUUAUUCAAUUCUAAAAAAAAAAAACACAAAAUAAAUCAAUAAUAAAAAAAAAAAUCUAAAUUUCAACGGGGAGUUUUAAGAACUAUCGAUAAAUACGUCAAAAUAAUAACAAAGGUUAACUUUAUUUCUCAAGGAAUUUCGGUUACGGAAAUCACCUAAAUGGAUUCAAAUAGACUGAUAACAAAAACUAAAUUAUACAAAUUAUGAACGGUAUAAAAUAAACCGUUAUCACGGUUCAAUCCAUUAAAAAUACACGGAUAAAAAAUUGAUGUGACUAAAUUUACAAUUAGUUACUUUCCUUAGAGUUCUGCAUAUUUCAAAAUUAAAAAUCACUUGGGUUGCAUUUCGUACGCAUUAAUUUUGUAUAUUAUUUUAAAUGAAAAAACAUUCAACAUACAAUACGUUUGUAAAAAUAUUUAAUUUUAUACAAAUAUAUUAAUGUGUGCCAAAUGGUUCUUCAUGGUUUUAAAUUUAAGAAAUGCGCAGAACUAUUUGAGAAACUGUAAUUGAGUCACAUCAAUUUUGUGCACGUGUUUUUUAAAUAGAGUGAACCGUGAUAACGGUUUAUUUUAAACCGUCCAUCUAUUAUCAUUUUUUUUUUUUCGUUAUCAGAUCCGUUUGGGUUUAUUAUAGUACGCAGUGUCACAGUGGUAACGGGAUUUAUAAAUUAAUUUAUAGAAAAUCAUGUCCAGAGCACUCGAUUUCGAGUUGUGAGGGACGGGGAGGAGGGGAGAAAUUGCAACAAUGUAGGUCUGAACUACUUUGGGUUUACAGUUUCAAUUCAUAAAAUCGUCCAUGAUAAUGAUGAUAAUUGUAUAGUAUAAUACCUACUCUAAUUUAUUAUGUUGAAAUGGUUGAUAAAUUUCCGUAGUCGUAUUUUCAGACGAUCAAAUUAGAAUUAAAUCGAAUCGUAACUAUACCUUGAACAAUAGUAGUAUAAAUUGUCAAUUAAUAUUUUGCGUCAAAAUAAAUUCAAAAACCAUGUUCUUCGUGUAAUCGCAUUUUUCAUAAACUGUUGCUGUUGUAUCUACAGAUUAUGAUAUUGUUUACUUAUUGGUUAUCUAUUACUAGAGUUCAGAUGUUGUUGGUAUUUCCUUUUUUUUUCUAUUGGUCCAAUAUGAAGCUGCGUCAGCUACUCGUAUAAAUUAAUGUUCUACUAUGUAGGAUUAUUUGUACCUACUUAAAGUUUUAUAAUGCUUAUCAGCCAUUUUUUUGUUUUUUUAUCUUUUAAAUAGUUUUUCGGAGUUUUAAUUAAUAGGUAAAAGUGCUAUUGUGAUUAGCACGUUUUCAGGUUUUUUACUAAUUUAUUGCUUUAUUUAGAGUACUUUUUAUUAUGUUUUAUAAAGCUACAACAUUCGAAUUCUAGUCAUUACUAACCAUCUUUGUUCGCAAACUAAUAAUUAUAUGCGUACCUAUUACGGGAAAAUUUAGGAAAGUGAACCUGCGAUAAUUUGUCGUCUAGUUUCAUUGUUGUUCUCCGUUACAUAUUUUAAUGAAUUUCUAAGCAGUAUUUAGAGUACACGCGAUAUUGCCCGUCGGAUAUAUCGUCUGUUCGAUGUUGUUUAAUAUAAAUCACGUAGAUAUAUUAAAUAGCUGCGGGUUAUUCGAUUUUCCGUUUACGAACGAACGGCUAAAAAGUAGCGCUGUCAUAUACCUACGGAGACAAUUUUCUCUUUCGAUUCUCUAAACAGUUCAAUACGUGAAUAAACACUUACCUAUAUUAUAAUAAGAUGACACCUACGCGGUGGUGCCCAUCGCAGAUUGAAUAUUGAAGAAGGUCGCGACGGAAAUCUGUUUCCCGUUGAGAAAAUGACUCUGCUAGAAUUGUUUUCUAUUGUAUAUCUGUAUAAUAAUAGACACUUAUUCAUUUCGUUAUCGUUUUCGAUUCGUUUGGCGUUUGAAAUUGAUUUAGGAUUCAAUACGAUAUAUUAGUAUUAUGUUAACAACAAAAUUGUAGGUUAGUUGGUUCGAACGUAAUCGCAGAAAUGUGUACAGCUAGUCCAGUCUAAACACGGAUAAUAUAUGUUACAAUAACAUUGUUAGAUUAAACAGAAAUACUUGAAAAUUUGACAGGAGGUUCAUUAUAAAUCAAUGGAAAAUUAACGGAAUUGAGUACAAUGAAGACAUUUUUUUUUUUAUACAAAAGUUUUGAAAUCAAAUUUGGACGAAAAUCGUAAACAUUACGGCCUUUCAAAAUGUGUAAAACCAAAUAUUGCUCCGGAUUGUUUUUCGCUAGCAACGGUUAAUUUUCUCUUACAUGUAUAAACUAAAUAAUUUUAUGUAUUCUUUCUUCGGAACUUCAUAUUUACAACAAUGACGCAUCCGUCCCUAGUAUCAGCUUUUUUAUUAUGGUUUAUGUGUUUUUUUUCUUUCUGUAAACAACUUUCGAAAAAAAAAAAAUCUUUCUUCAAUAUUUAGAGUGUAGAACCUUUUAUGAAAAGAAAUUGUACCUAGUUUGUUGCAUUAAAAAUGUCAUUUUUUUGAUUUGUCAAGGGUUUUUUAAAAAAAAUUGUCCGUGUUUUAAACUGAAGUGCAUCGAAGUAAUAUAGGCACACCGUUUUUUUAAUUUAAUUAAUCAAAUAUUUAACUUAUACUAGUACCAAUAACAAAUACAUAAAAAAAAAAAAUCGAAUAUUAUAACGAUUUCUACUUAUGGUAUAGUAACGUAAUUGAAAAAAAAACAGCUGAAUAUAUUUUUUAGAGUUAAACACUUUUAUAAAUCAUUUGUAUUCGUAAUCAAAUAUUUUUUAAUGAGGUACUCAAACUCGUAUUUUGAAUAAAUUUUAAAACUAUGUUUCAAUUAACAGUCAACAAACAAAAUAUGUAUUCAAAAUCCUUUUAAAAAGUAUCGUUUUAAACAAUCCGUAUACAAGUCUGCGAUUAGUUAUUAAAUACUAAAUACUAAAUAUAUAAAUGUCUGUAAAUAUAAUUUAAGUAGUUGUCUGUCUGGCUAUCUGUCCGGCCUCUGAAAUUGUUGUCUCGAUAAAAAACACUGCUUUAAUAAUUAUUGUAUUAUUAAUACAGUAGUAUUAUCUUAUACAUAAAAAAUGAACACAGAUGAAAAAAAAAAAACAGUUAUUUUUAGUGAAUUUAGUUGUCACUAGCAAGACAUUUUUAAAAAUUACGGGCAACAACGGUUUACUGCAGUGAUAGGCACGGGGAUGGAAACGGGGAAAACGAUUUUAUUAUUUUUUUACAUUCUAUCAAUAUUGACACGGACAAUGCCGUAGGGAAUAGCUAGUCUUACAUAUAAAAGGUCAGAUCCACGCGUCCGUCUACUUGUCUAUAUUGCUUUUUAUCUAAAACUUAAAAUGUACAUUGUGGCAUCUAGGUUGAAAUUGGAAUUCAAGCACAACUAAAAAAAUUUGAAGAGGAGAAUAUUUUCCAUGGCUGUACCAUUUCCUAAAAAAGCUUAUAAACAAAAAAAAUGAUUGCGAUGUUAAUUAUCGUAUUUUCUUAAUAGCUUUAAUCCUUUAAAUUUUAAAUUCCGAAACGAAAAUGUAUUGGUUUUACAAAGAUGUUUAUUUUUUUUUUCUACCCAAAAAUUGUACUCCAAUGUAUACGAUGUCGACUCUUUUCUGAAAGGAAAUUUUCUUGGAGCGGUACUUUAAGGAGGUCAUUUUUUUAUUUUCUCAGCAUUUUCCCAAUAAAGAAGAAAAAUAGAGAAAAAACGAAAUAAUGUACAAAUUAUAUUAGUAAAAUACUAUGAUUUUUUUUUUCCUGUGGACAAAUUUUCUACUAGCAAUAAUUUUGCUCCGAUUUAUAAUGAUAGUACUUUUUCUAAAAGGAAAUCUGCCUCGAAAGGUAUUAUAAAGAAGUUAUUUUUCGAUUUUUCCAAGAAUUUUCUCAGCAAAUAUGAAAAAUCGGGACACCCGUGGAGAAAUCGGAAAAAAACUUAGACAAAAUCAGAACAAUAUUGAACAAAUAUUAUCGAAGAAAAUAUAUAAUGCCUAUUUAAUUAUUGUACCACUAGCUAGCUAUCCCACGCCCAGCGUUGACCGUGCCAAUUUGUAUUAUUAUUUUACCCAUAUUCAUUUUUGAUUUUGGCUGUAUUAGAAUUAAAUGAAAACAAAUAGGUGGGAAGUAGGUGUCCACUUCUGGCAGACUAAAUGUGUUAUAUCGUGAAAUUUGAAUAGUAUAAAUAAUAGUAAUAAUAAUAAUUACAAUAGUUUUCUUUUCCAUGACAAUCCUUGAAUAAACAAAAAUAAAUAAAUAAAUAAUUUGAUAUUCGUACCAAAUAUAACUAAAAACCCUUAUUUUACCCCCUUAGAAGUUGAAUUUUCAAAAAUCGUUUCUUAACGGAUGCCUGCGUUAUCAUAGCUAUCUGUAUGCCAAAUUUCAGACUGAUCCGUCCAGUGGUUUGGAUUAGGUGAUGAUGAAUCUGUCAGUCAGGACAUGUUAUAUUACAUAUAUAGAUAAUAUAACAUAUAUAUAUUGUUGGGCAUCACUAUCACUAUAUUUAAGCAUCACUAUCAACUGAACACCGCUCAGAAUCGUUUUUAGUAAACAAGAGUUUUUUCGUUGCCUACAGAUACAAACUAAUUUCCUCUCUAUACCUCCUAACUUCCCAACUUCUCACCAACAAAAGUAACUGCACCCAUCGUGCGAAGCAUGUUCGUCUUUUUUUAUAUUAUGUUUAAAUUCUAUUUUCAAUCUAAACGCCACAAUCUAUGUUCUAAUUAACGUAUUUUGUCGGUGCGUAAAACACACGGGUAUUGCAUAAUUGUAAUCAACAAAUCGUAGAUGUAACUAAGUCAUACACACCUAUUUAUAGUUUAUCAAUUAUUACGCCUGCAUUACAACUUUGUGUGAUAGUGCACUGAGUUUCCUAAACUGUAAAUGCACAUCGAGUUGAUUGUUCGUCUUAUUGUUGUAGUCAACUUUUACCAGAUUGGCGUGAUUGAAGUAUAAUAAAUUGUUGUCAGUUGAUCUAUAAUAAUUUAAUGCAAUUUUAAGUUCAGCCUAUAUAUUAAUCCGUGUGCAAUUUUUUGCACGCAAUAAUAGUUUUUUUCAAUAUUAACAACUAAAUUUAAAUUUAAAUUUAGUUAAAACGGUUGGUUUCGUUCAUAUUCGUAUACAGGAAAGUUGUUUCCAUAAAGAUUUACAGCAUUUGGAUUUAGCUCGUUUAAACAUUUAAAUAACCGUUUCAACCAGACAUAUGUGACGGGCAUCAUACAACUAGUUCUAUAAUAACUAUCGUCGCUGAAAGCGAGCUAUUAAAAAUCAUACAGACAGCCGAGAAAAAUGUUAUACAAAUAUUGUAUUAUAUAUAAAUUUAAAAAAAAUUAUAAACAAUUUCUUAGUUUUCAUUGAUACUGCGGUACCGGUAUGAUGCUAUAACAAUUUUUUUUUAAGUGAAAAGUUAACGUAUUCAUUAUAGACAAUCGAUAUGGGUUGCCUGUUAUACUAUCGUUAUUUAUUUGUAUUUAAAAAACUUUGAUAAUAAUUACCAUACUAUAAAAAUAAUUAAUAAGUGUCAAUAGGUACAUAGUAAAAAUAAUGUACAAACAAAAGUUUAUAUGUCCAUACGUCUCAUAGGAUUAUUUUAACCGACAUAUUUUUUAUUAGAUUUUUUUCUAUGUAUUGGUUUUACACAGAUUAUUACACAUUUAUUUAUUUUUUUUUUACAUGAACAUUUUCUACCAAUAAGCCUAUUCCGAUUAACAAGUACAGCACUUUUUCUGAAAGGAAAUAUUCCCUGGGUGGUACCGAGCUUUACAAAAUAAAAUAAAUUUCGAUUUCAAUACAUUCUUUUAACUAUUAAUCUUAAUAUUUUAUUUCAUUAUUCUAUACUAAUGCAUCACUAACAACUGAACACCGCUCAGAAUCGUUUUUUCGUUAGCAAUGAUUUAUCAUUGCUUACAGGUAUUGUGCGAUGAUAAAUUACAAUUAUUUUAUUAUACGAGAUAAUUUUAAUAAUUUUUAUUUUUGUUUGUAUCUAGAUGAUAUUGCAUCAAUUAAUUUUGUAUUUUUAAACAUAAAUACCUAUUCUAUAGAAUGUAUAAUAUAAGAUACUAAUCUGCGUUUUAACAUUUCGCAUAUAGGAAUCUAAAAAAAAUCGAUUAUUUAUAUUAGUUAAUUUGAAUUAUAUUUCAAAUAUAUUCAAUAAUGUAACCAUUAAUCAAUUUUAAAAUUAUAUUACCCAAAUUUUUUCGAUAGUUGUGAAAACAAUGCCCGAUUUCCACGAAUAAUAAUUUUAAAACAUGACAUCAACGAGUUUUUUUUCAUGCAAUAAAACAAUAUUAAUAAAUUGUUCAUUCGACUGUGAUAAUUCCAAGAACAUUAUCUUAAAAAACGAACUAUUACACAAUGUACAUUAAUAUCUAUACAAAUAUAAUAAAUAAACUACAUCGAAUUCAAUUUUACUAUAAUUAGGUAAAUUUACGAAAUAAUAUCGAUUAAUUCGAUGAGAAUGGUUUUACAAAUGACUAUUUUAUUAAGUUUCAGGGUGAUGCAUUUUUUGUUUAGUAAAAACAUAGUAUCAUAUAUUUAAUCAACACUUUAUUACAUAAUAUAUUUAUGUUUAAAUACAAGAAAUGUAAUGUAUGCAAUAUUUAAGAAUCUUACUUUUUUUGGGGGGGGGGGAUCAAAAUAAAUUUAAAAUGGGUAAUCUUAUUUUAGAGACCUUUCGUUUAAAACAUUCGCAAAUAAUAGCAACAGUUCGUAACACAAAAAAAAUAUAUCGCUGAACCUUAUUAUAAAAUUAAUAAUAUUUUUGUUAGCUUACGAACGGAUCAUCGGGUAUACUUUUAAAGUAUCCUUACAGAGUAGUUAAGGGAGUUUGGGAAUUAAAUUGGUAAAAAAAAAAUUCUGUAAAUCGUGAGACUUUUUACUGUUCUGACAUCCUGGUUCUGUGUAAAAAAUGUUUUACCACGACGAAAAUAAUAAUUACAGGAUGUUAUAAGUAGCUGUAUCAAAUUUUAAUAAUUCCGAUAUUUUAUGUUUUGUUGAUAUAAUAAUUACAGAUACUACGUUUACUUAAAAAAAUCAUUAUAUCUAUAUAAUAUUCAGCCCAAAUUUAAUGCAUUUUACUAUAUAUUUUAGAGUUGGCAUUUACAUAAUACCCAUAAGCCUUACAUCGAUCAAUUCAGUGCCAAUAAAAUAAUAAAUAUCCAACAAAACUUCAACACCAUACGGCUGACGGGUUUUAUGUGUGACAGAUCGGGAAAAAUGUAUCCGGAUCCAGAAACUCAAUGUCAGGUAAUGUAUAAUUUUAUUUUUUUUAUGCGGUACUAAAUUAACUAUACGGUAAAGCUACCUGUUACCCGAUUAUAAAUUUCAGGUUCAUAUCGAAAUACUCGAAAAUCAGUUCUUGUAA
Molecule: messenger RNA, 30812 nt
Organism: Cinara cedri
Lineage: Eukaryota; Metazoa; Arthropoda; Insecta; Hemiptera; Aphididae
Source: the annotation of a GenBank genome assembly